UUAACCAAAUUAAAACAAAACCUCAUUUCUGCAAUUCGCUACUGUGAAUAAAUAUUGGCCCGGUGGUAGAAGAAAAGUCGAGUUUUGACAAAAGAUUUUUGAUGUGAGUCAUUCUUGUAGUUAGGUUACACACGGAAAAGGUGGAAUCAAGGAAUAGUAUACCAUUGACAGGAUUUGCUUAAAUUACAUUUAGUGUGAAAGCAAAAGUUUUAAGAAUGCCGAAUAACGACAAGGAGCCACAAAAUAUACAGAAUAAUAAUGAGAGUAAUACUUUAGAAAGCACGCAGGCAGUAGCCGCUGCCACUGAAGCAUUGAUUGCGGCCGCUGUAGCCGGCAGUAAAUCGGGCCACACUGCCAAUAAUAAGGAAUCUGGGUCCAAUGAUGCCGAAAAGCAACACACAGAUGCAAAAUCCACUUCGGCAGGUUUACUCGGAAAUCAAGGUUUGCUAAAGGUACUUUCCGAAGUUGCAGCUGCCGGCCGACAGUCGAAACAAUUCGCCUUUUGGUCUACACAACCAGUACCCAAACUAAAUGAAGAUAUUACCACAAAUGAAUGUAUUGAACCUGAUAAAGAUAUCUCGGAAAUUCGUCCGGACCCAUAUACUUUGCCAGAAGGAUUUAAAUGGGAUACUCUUGAUUUGAACAGUACCACCGAUUUAACUGAAUUAUACACCCUGCUGAAUGAAAAUUAUGUAGAGGAUGAUGAUGCAAUGUUUCGUUUUGAUUAUCAACCAGAAUUUCUGAAAUGGUCAUUGCAACCGCCCGGUUGGAGACGAGAUUGGCAUGUUGGUGUACGUGUGGUAAAGUCGGGACGUUUGGUUGGCUUUAUAUCUGCCAUUCCAAGCAAGCUGCGUUGUUAUGACAAAGUGCUUAAAACUGUUGAGAUAAAUUUUCUAUGCGUUCAUAAGAAAUUGCGUAGUAAACGUGUUGCGCCGGUGCUUAUACGUGAGAUUACUCGCCGUGUAAACUUGACAGGAAUUUUCCAAGCUGCUUACACCGCGGGAGUUGUACUGCCUAAACCAGUCUCUACAUGCCGGUAUUGGCAUCGUUCAUUAAAUCCCAAAAAACUUGUUGAGGUCAAGUUUUCACAUUUAGCACGUAACAUGACAAUGCAACGAACGAUAAAAUUAUACAAACUACCCGAUCAGCCAAAAACUAAAGGAUACCGCCGUAUUCAACCUAAAGAUAUGGACAAGACACAGAAACUACUUGAAGAGUACCUCAAAAAAUUUUCUUUGAGCCCAGUUUUCUCAAAAGAUGAAUUUCGCCAUUGGUUUACUCCGAAAGAUGGAAUUAUUGAUUGUUUCGUUGUCGAAGAUGAGCAGGGAAAUAUAACUGAUAUGACAAGUUAUUACUGUUUACCAUCAUCGGUGAUGCAUCACCCAGUACAUAAGACUGUACGUGCUGCUUAUUCUUUCUAUAAUGUGUCUACAAAAACACCAUGGUUGGAAUUGAUGAAUGAUGCGUUGAUAUCGGCAAAAAAUGUACAUUUGGACGUCUUCAAUGCACUUGAUUUGAUGGAGAAUAAAAACUUUUUCGUUCCCCUGAAGUUCGGUACUGGUGAUGGCAAUCUGCAAUAUUAUCUAUACAAUUGGCGUUGUCCAGCUAUGACACCAGAAGAUGUAGCGCUCAUUUUAAUGUAGUUGACAUUAGCUAGAAAAGGCUACACACAUUAAAAACAACAAUAAGAAAAUAAAGGAAAAUUCAGCACAUACCGCAAGUAGUUAAUACAAAAGCCAGUCCAACCAACCAUCACGACAAAAAAUUAAACAUAAGUCGAAGAAGUUUGUUUCCAUAAUACAUUGCAUAAAAUGUUAAUGACGACAAUUAAUAAUAUUGUUAGACUACAUAAAAGUAAAAUUAGAACUUUGGUGGUUCUAUGAUGGAUUCCCUUUAAAAACAGCACAUGUGUUGAAAAUUGGAAGUUGCACAUGAGCAGCUUUAGUUGAAUACAAUAUAGCACAACAAAGUUAAGUAAUUGCAAUAAAAACAUACAUAUGUAACUAUAUACAUAUUUCCAAUUUUAUGUAUAUACUAUGUACGUAGACGAGUAUGCUUUAAACUAAGUUUACUUAAUUCUUAGCGCCGUAGCUGAACAAAAUUAGUAUUUUGGCUACACGACUAUGUAAUUUAUUAAAGAUUUUUUGCAAAUCUCUAUUACUAUGAGUAACGUUAAAUUUUUUGAAAGAUAAAAUUUCAGACCACAGUUCCGUGAGUUUUGGUUUCGGAUUGUUUAAGGACUACGAAUAAAAGCAAUAAAGCAAUUUCCGAUUUUUUCUUUAGAUUAAUUAAUAACAAAUUAAUGAAACAAAUCAAACACGAUAUUUUAAGCAUACAAAUAUGGUAAAACUAUUAUAAAAGCCAAUAAUUUUUUUUUGUGAACUUUUAAUCAAAAUAUUUAUUAAGCUGGUCAUUUUUUGUUGUGCAUUUCCUACAAAUAUACUAUUAUUUAAAGACUUCAUACACACCAUUUGCCAUUUAUGCGUCAUUUUUAGUUACCCUUAAAAUAUGUCGGUUAUAAGUAUUUCUUUAUAUUACGAAAGAAGUUUAAGUGACGCGUGUUCGUGUUGUUUUUGAGAAGUAAAAAUAAUUCAGAAAAUAAUGAAACUAAAUUGAAGAAUAAUAUCGAAACUUUCUAAACUUAACCUCAAAUAUAUUGAAUAUCGAGAAGGUUUAUCUCUCAAGUGUUUUUUCAUUGCACGAAUUCCAUAUUUUACUUACAAAUAUAUAUUAAUAAAAAAAGCCGGCUUGAACAAGUCAAUGUUAA
Messenger RNA from Bactrocera latifrons, 2767 nucleotides. It is a transcript of the gene Nmt, whose product is annotated as glycylpeptide N-tetradecanoyltransferase. Lineage: Eukaryota; Metazoa; Arthropoda; Insecta; Diptera; Tephritidae. Gene Ontology annotation, molecular function: glycylpeptide N-tetradecanoyltransferase activity. Gene Ontology annotation, cellular component: cytoplasm. The transcript has 3 exons. Gene Ontology annotation, biological process: N-terminal peptidyl-glycine N-myristoylation. The record is from RefSeq and is a predicted model, not a curated record. Bases 216 to 1643 code for a protein of 475 amino acids.